GUAUAGCAUUCGGGUGGGCAGGUCGACCAGCGUGCAUGGCCCGUUCACCGAUAAGCAAGGCACAGACCUGCUCGGUGGCGGCGGCACUGUUGUAUACGGAUCAAAUCACGGCGUGGUCUACGCGCCGGGCGGCGUCGGGGUCCUGACGGGCUCCGGGGGGGAAUCUGAUGUGCUGUACUAUCAUUAUCGUAUGUAUCUCCUCGCUACGCUCCCUAGGUAGUACGUUAGUAGUACCCUUCUGGAGGACGACACUACUGACAUGGCAUGGUUCUAGUCAAUAGUAGCAUUGGGUUCGAGGAUAAGCAAACGCGCCUGGGAUGGAGCUACCUCGAGUACGUAGACGGAUGGCCGUUCGCGAGGAGAUCGAUCAAUGCGUUGACUGCGUUUAACGUGCCCAAUACAUCCAAUACAUCCAAUGCCUCCAAUGCCUCCAAUGCCUCCAAUGCCUCCAAUGCCUCCCAUGCGCUCACUCCGUUCAAUACGUCCAUCACUCCAUCCAAUGCCUCGCAUGCGUCCAAUUCCUCCGACGAUGCUGAAAACUUGAGUUCGGCCCUCCAACCCAGCGGGGCCGUCGCGACGACCUUUUUUGCAUUCCUCUGCGUAUCGCUGUCGGCAGUCUUUCUUUCGCAGGAAUGCCGGGUAUAAUUUUGAUUCGGCGCAGUUGAGACUUAUUCUGUCUCUUGUGUUUUUACCUGUCAUGUUGAUAUUGGUGGCAUAGUAUAAUUUGU
Messenger RNA from Aspergillus ochraceoroseus IBT 24754, 728 nucleotides. RefSeq lists its product as uncharacterized. Bases 265 to 645 code for a protein of 126 amino acids. The transcript is spliced from 3 exons. The record is from RefSeq and is a predicted model, not a curated record. Lineage: Eukaryota; Fungi; Ascomycota; Eurotiomycetes; Eurotiales; Aspergillaceae.